GUGGGAGCGGAGGAGCCCAAGCAUCACCGAGAGCUGGAGGCAGCAGUCGUCCCUGCUGGGAGUGACAGGGGGCACCCAGGGGAUCCUGCAGGCGCGUCCCCACCGGGGGACAGCCUCCAGCACGGCCACCGAGCCUGCUACCGGCUCCUCCGCAGGCAGCCCCGGGUGAGGAGAGGGGAAGGGGCUGGUGGUCCCAGGGACAGAGGGUUAAACUCAGCCCUCCUGUGGGAGUCAGCCCUGCUAUGGUCGUGGGAGGCUAGGAGCCCAAGUGGAUCCGUUGGGAAGAGGUGAAGGAUGGCUGCCGAAGGAGGGAGAGCCAAGCCCAUCACCCAGUCCAGGAUGGAGAACUUCCGAAAGGUGAGGACGUCAGAGGAGGAGAGCCCGUUGCCCUUCCCCGACCUGCCCCCAGACGUGGUGGAGAUGAAAGUGAAGGAGGGCAGCAAGAUCAGGAACCUGAUGAACUUCGCCAUGGCCCAGAUGGAACUGAAGGGCAGUCGGCAGAUCGUCUUCAGUGGUUGCGGCAGGGCUGUCACUAAGACCAUCACCUGCGUGGAGAUCAUGAAGCGGAAGCUGGGAGGUCUUCACCAGGUCACCAAGGUACGCUACAAAACCGUGCUGGAGGUCUGGGAGAACCAGGACCCCUUGCCCAGUGGCCCAGCGCAGAACCUGACCGUCCACAAGAACGUCCCCUCCAUCUGCAUCCUCCUCUCCCGAGAUCCCCUAGAUCCCAACCAGACAGGCUACCAGCCCCCAGAGCCCCGGCACGGGUUGGGGAUGCAGCUCGGCGAGGCAGGAGAAGACGCAUCCAGCUCUUCCACCAAGGGGCUGAAGCGGCCCCUGCCACCUCCCUGUGAGGAGCUGCUGACCAAGAAGUUGCAGGUACAGGUACCCAACAGCCCGAGGGGCUCGGGGACUACGGACUGCCAGCCAGACUGCCACCACUGACCCCACCACCUCCUGCCCUGACCAGCUGUACGCCGGGUAUAUAGGCAGUACGUGCCCUCUAUAUAGGCAGGAGAUUGUAUGCCGGAGAAACUCCGGGGUUUGGGGGGUUUUUUAGCUGCUUUGCUGUGGAUAAAGGCAGUGCUGCGCUUGCUCUGGGGUCAUGGGUGUGCUGCAGGCUCCCCCCGACAUGCUGCCGCUGCUCCAGGUGACCCCCUUGCUGCUGGUGGGGGUACCACGUCCCCACAUUUGGGGUGAGGGUGAAAGGGUUAAACCUGCCAGCCCUUAGUUAUGGGCCUGAAGCAGAGGGGGGAACAUGCUGGGGGGAACUGCUGAGUCCGCAAUCAGCCACCCAGAGGCAACGCCACCAUUUCUGCAGUGACUCCCACAGAGCCGGAGCACCCGUUGCCAAUCACUGAGGGGUGCCGGGACCGGGGAAGGCGGCCGCACAUCAUCGCUCCCCACGGCGAUGUCUCAGCCAUCAGGAGAGACUGUUUUGCCCCAAGCUCAUUGGAGUAAUAUCUUCAUUAUCAAAACUGCUGCAAUUGCACCCGGCAAGGAGCUGUCAGGUUUAUUAAUGCCAGGCUCGGUGCCAUGAUUCAUCCCGAAUAAAACAUACAAAUAAGCAGAACAGUCCCCCGCUUCUGCGGGACAGCAGAAGAAAAUAAAACAACCCUUUGUCUCACCGCAUCAGAUAUUGAGGUCGUUGCUAUCCUGGAGCUGUACGUAGGGUCUGGAGCCGGGGUGAAGCCCUCAUGUCGGGGGCCAGGGGGUGGUGGGU
Molecule: messenger RNA, 1723 nt
Organism: Grus americana (Whooping crane)
Lineage: Eukaryota; Metazoa; Chordata; Aves; Gruiformes; Gruidae
Gene: RPP25
Product: ribonuclease P and MRP subunit p25
Exons: 1
Coding region: 295-945 (216 amino acids)
Biological process (GO): tRNA 5'-leader removal
Cellular component (GO): ribonuclease MRP complex
Molecular function (GO): RNA binding
Source: RefSeq, a predicted model, not a curated record